This is a messenger RNA of Wyeomyia smithii (pitcher-plant mosquito), 2341 nucleotides long. RefSeq lists its product as uncharacterized. The transcript is spliced from 4 exons. The record is from RefSeq and is a predicted model, not a curated record. Bases 1051 to 2262 code for a protein of 403 amino acids. NCBI's taxonomy places the organism in Eukaryota, Metazoa, Arthropoda, Insecta, Diptera, Culicidae.
GCGAAAAUCUUGUUUGAACAGAAGCGCACAAACUAGUUUUGUGUUCGCUGAGCACUCAGGUCGUCGCGGACAAUUUUUAUCUUUGAAUUCCGGUUGUAGUGGCUUAACAAUUGUGUUACGAUAAAAAGAAGCUUCGUUUUAUUAUCGGCUGUAAUAUUACAUGAUGUAUUGCAGGAAUUUGAUUCCGUAGAGCUUCGAAUAUUGUUGCAGUCAUCAUGUAAUUUGUUGUCUUACCUAGUCAUACGACACGCAUGAAAAAGUCUGAUAAGUCUUUGCUUCCGAGACACACCCAAAUGUUUUAGGACCGUAUGCAAAUUCCAAUUUUAAUCUGAUAUCUUUGUGUGGAACGUACUACGAUUAUACAAUACAAACACGACGAAUUACUUAUGUCACACCAGAAUACCUCAAGUACCCCAUGCCUGUUUUAGCAACCUAAUUUCAUCGUUUCAGUUAGGUUCUAAUAACAACGGUGACUGACUUGGAUUCUGUUAUGUAGAUUCUCUUUAACAUGAUGUAGCGUGCAUAAAGUAUACGCAAUAACCAAGCCAUAGUGAACGGAUAGGAUCCUAACUCAUAACUUACAAAUUCGAGCUAAACUAUUCCUACUGUUCAUUCAUGAAUUUAAAAUUGAAAUCACAUUACUAUCGUCUUUCUGACCUCAUCCAACCACAUUAGAUGGGCUGAACGUAAUCUGCGUAAAACAUAAAUGAAGAUGUUAAGAUUUAGCAGGAACUCCAAAGGCUAACACUUACUCUAGUCACUCAUCCAUCCGAACGAUGUUGCAAAAAUUUCAGACAGCCGACUGCUGAUAAGACGAAAUGCGAUUACUGUUCAAACAUUGAAAGCGUCUAAGUCAUGCUGGCUCUGUUACACUCAUCCCGUAAUCGUGUAUCUUUCCGAUAGUACUGUGCGGUGUGAGCUAGGGGAUGGAAGACGAUCGUAAGCUGAAGUUUCUGCAAAACGAGCUACUGCAGGAAGUGUUUGCCAAAAAUGUAGAUCUCAAAAAUCUGCACGUAGUAAAAUGUGUUUUGAACGCACCGAAAUCCAUGGAUGGCUUCAUGGCCACCAUCUACAGUCUGGAUGUUGUGGCGGCAGAAAAAGAUGCUGAGUAAUACGGUGCGUAAUUUGACGCUAUUGGUGAAGGUGAUGAAAGGGGACGAGACGUUUCGCCGCGAGUCAUUGGGACUGAUUUUGUUUCCAAACGAAAUUAACGUUUACGGCAACAUAAUUCCAGCUUUUCGUGAAUUGAUUGCGGACGCUGAAGCUGACAUUGACACCGAUACAUGGUGCCCGAGAGUUUAUUUUGCGAAGCAAGGAAAUUUUUCCGGCUAUAGUGAGCAGUUUGAAACUAUUCUGGUGAUGCAGAAUGUCCAACCACUUGGCUAUACAUUAGGCCCACGGUUUGACCUAGACGAGGCCCAUCUGACACUGAUGGCACGGAAUAUUGCACAGUUUCACGCGUGCAGUUAUGCGAUGAGAAUUUUGAACACUGAUCGACUUAAGCGGCUAGUUGAAACUAUCAUUCCAUUAGAUUUCAUCAAAGAUGGUGAAGUCUGCUUCAAAAGUUAUAAUGUUGUAUUUAAGCACAGCCAAGCUAGAUUAUACGAAUAUUUGGAUCGAAAUCCUAGUAUUUUGGAAAAUGAUAAAAUUCGAACGGACAUUGCAAGGUUGCAGAAAAAAUAUCAAGGGAAACCUUCGGAACUAAUGCAACUAUGUAUACAGAGAGAUGAUGUUUAUUCUGUGAUUCUUCACGGAGACUACAAUCGAAACAAUGUACUUUUUAAAUAUGACGGAGAAACGCCGGUCGACGUUCUAAUGAUCGACUUCCAGGAAAACCGCUUUGGAUCUCCCGCAGUGGAUUUGUCUUUUUUCAUGUUUAUGAACAUGAACGAUGAAUCUAAAGAGUACCUAUGGGAUAAAAUACUUGAAAUUUAUCACGAGGAAUUAUUCAGAUGUAUUUUGGAGAUUACAAAACUACCAGCCAACGAUGAUCGUCUGAAGUUGUACAGUUACGAAAAUUUGAUGUCACAUCUGUCGAACUAUUUCAUCUAUGGUGCAAUGAUUGCGGUGAAAUUUAUCCCAACAAUGAUGGCAUCACCUGAAGAACUGGACGAAAUUGUGCACUACUUCGAAAAUGACGUCUAUGCGGAGCAGUUCGGGAAAAUCCUAAGGCAAGCUGGGGGUGAAAAUGCUAACAGGCGUAUUGCUAAUGUUAUGUUACAUUGCUCCCGAAAAGGAUAUAUGCAAUUUCUGGCAGAUUGAUUAAAGUAAAAAAACGAAGAUGCUGAUUGUGUCUCUGGAGCUCGAUUCUUUGUAAUAAAUAUUCUUUCUAGUUGUAAAA